AUGUGGCAGCUGGAACCCACUUUCCACUCGAAUAGACUUCAACUGGUCAUACCCAUGGCUCCCGGACCCAACCCAGAGCAUAGCGCUCCCGGCAAAAGAAAACCCCCUCCUCUCCCACCCCGGCCAUCGCCCAGUAGUCACCCUCCAGACGUUCCAGCGGCUCGACCUUCUGUUCGUGAUUCGGAUGGAAAAAUCUCACUCAUCUACAAUCAACCAGCCACAGAACAAUCGGACGUGAACCUUCCAUCUGACAAUCAAGCCCCCUUGUCUAUAUCUGCUUCGAAAACUAGCCAAGAAAACCCCGAUAGAUCCACGGAAAAUGCAGAUGUUGCCUCUUCAAACCAACCCUUCACUUCCGAACCGAUUGAUGAAUCCAUCGUAAACUCACACAAGCCCUCCCAGAACGACUCGUCAGAGCAAGCUCCCCCGGUCAACUACGAGAACUCAACACAAAAUGAGUCUCACCGACCGCACGAGCGAGUUGAUAGCACGUCCGAUUUUUCAUUUUGCCUCAAUUCAACUCAAGACGAAGGACGGCAAGAGCCAGACGAUAGAGCAGACCGCUAUGAUGAAACGCUGGCGGAGAUCGAAGGAUUCGAGGUUUCUGAAUUCCUGAGACGUAGCUCCAAGUAUCUGAAUGAAGUCAGCUUCCAAGGUUUCGAAUCCGAGGCGACAUCGGCCUCAGUACCCAAGUUGGAUGAUUUCCGAUCGCCUGGUGGUGUGAUUGAUUGGGUUGGUUAUUUCAACGCUCAUGCGGCCGCCCAACUCGAGCGAUACUGUCCUUACGCACUCCGCUCCAAUCCGACUAGAGCACCAGUAUCAAUGAGUCAACUCAAAGCCCAUGCCUCUCGCUCUUAUGUCGCCAUCCUCCCCGAAUUAUGGGAUAUCAUAUCCGGAAACCAGCUGAGCAACAUAUACCGCUGGGAAUACCCCAGAAGAACCGCAUUCUAUUUAUUUACUUAUUAUCUCCUUUGGGCUGCGGACUUGAUCCCAAGCUUUAUUGUGGGAUAUGGAUUAUAUCGGUUAGUUAACCGACAGCUGAAUCCUCCGACUAUCUCACAACUCAGACAAGAAGUCAGUCAACGAUACCAGGUGGGCAAACAAGCAGAAAAAAUAGGAUCUGAAGGAUUCUUAGAUAUGAAGAAUGGUAUGACCGGUUCGGUGACUAAAGGCGUAUUAGGAAAUUCGAUGGUCUUUGCCGGUGUCGCCAUGGGGACCAGUAUUCCGGGCACCGGAACGUCGGGCACUGGCCCUGCUCCCAGUUCUUCUCAUACCUUACCGAAGAAGAAUGACUAUCGAAGCCUAUAUAGCUUCAGUCGUAACCUCUACUCUGACCAUGGCCACGAAAUUCAGAAUCUGUUGGCAGACCUGGCGGACAUCGGGGAGAAGAUAAGAAAUCUUUAUUUAUGGAGACGACCACGCGCAUGCUGGAGAACAAGCUUCAUGUUGACAGGGAUACUGCUUUAUACAUUGGCGAUUUCCCAAAAAUGGCUGAUCAAGAACUUCUUGGGAUGGCUAGGAGUCGAGUUUUUCUUUUUAUUGGGAUUCACGGAUAAACACCCGAAAUUCCGGAAGAUUUUGAAUCCGAUUUGGUUGGUCUUAUACGACAUCCCAACCGACGCUGAAUUUGCGCUGGAGGUUUUACAAGAAAGUGGGAAAAAGGCAAACCAAUCGUUAUUUCAUCAUCGGAAUAUCUUCAAAAAACAUCACCAUUAUCCUUCGAUUUUUUUGCACAAGAAGAGCAGAUCUGCUUCCUCCUUGGCUGACCGAAAACGGGAAAAUUCGGUCGAUGAAAGCUCGAACACCGCUUCAACUCAGCGCAAACGAGCGAGUAUCAUAUCAUCUGAUAGCUCUGUGGUGUCUGCCGUUCGCAGUCUUCCAGAAUCUGAUACCUGGAAGCGAUGGACCCAAAAAGUCGCGCAUGGAAGUAGCGGAGUUGUCAACUUGGCAAAGAAGAUAUACCCCAGUGAUCAGCACCAAUCUGAUGUGUCAGACUCCCGAAAUCUGCCCGACAACAAUAUACCUUCUAUAUCACCCAAAACGUUUGCUUUCUUGAAUGGAAAAGUACCCGGUAAUCUCGUCGUCCACAGAGAUUGGAUCUGUUUUGAACCAUUGAAAGGAUUUAGGAGCAAAGCUUCAAGUUUGAAAUCGACGCUCAUCAAGCCCGAGCCGGUUUCCCUGACACCCAGAAGUAGAACCGUAUCGGCCAUCUCUUCGUCCUCCUCAUUAGCAUCCUCCACAAAGUCAACGCCCAAAGGGAAAUCCAGUGGAGAGAUGCUUGGUUCGGAUCGUCAAAGUCCGGUCGAGGAUGCCAUCGAACACGGUGACGCUGUUACAGACUUGUCGACUGAUGGUCCCAGCUCGAGCGAUUUCAAAAUCCAAUUCAAAGAAAUCAUCAAGAUCAAGAAAAUCAAACGGUCCAUCGUCUUUGGACUUGGCUUUCGGAUCAGCGAUGGCAUUGAAUUCUAUCUCGAUAAUUCAACAGUUUUGAGUUUUGAUAAUAUUCUCAACCGUGAUCAGUACUUCAAUGAGCUCUUGUUACUAUGUAGCCAUCAUUCCCAAAGAAAACGCGACCACCAAGAGCAGAUGUCGUAA
This is a messenger RNA of Puccinia triticina, 2595 nucleotides long. RefSeq lists its product as uncharacterized. Gene Ontology annotation, biological process: negative regulation of toll-like receptor 9 signaling pathway; apoptotic process. The record is from RefSeq and is a predicted model, not a curated record. The transcript has 7 exons. NCBI's taxonomy places the organism in Eukaryota, Fungi, Basidiomycota, Pucciniomycetes, Pucciniales, Pucciniaceae. Bases 1 to 2595 code for a protein of 864 amino acids.